UUUACAUUUUAAGUGUAUCUGGUGAGUGGGCUGGAGCCCUCGUCUGGACCGGGGAGAAAAAAAGCCCUUCGGUUCGUCUUUUAGCCGCUCCUCUUCCUUUUUCUCUCCGGUUUCUCGUCACUCUGAGCAGCGCGACCAUGCCCAGGAAGAAGGCGGCGGCGGCCUGGGAGGAGCCGAGCUCGGGCAACGGCACGGCCCGUUCGGGGCCCAGGAAGCGCGGCGGCCCCGCAGGCAGGAAGCGCGAGCGGCCGGAACGCUGCAGCAGCAGCAGCGGCGGGGGCAGCAGCGGCGACGAGGACGGCCUGGAGCUCGACGGGGCCCCCGGCGGGGGAAAGCGCGCGGCGCGGCCCGCGGCGACUAAGGCCGGCGGCGCGGCAGCGGUCAUCACCGAGCCCGAGCACACCAAGGAGCGCGUCAAACUUGAAGGGUCUAAGUGCAAAGGGCAGCUUUUGAUUUUUGGGGCAACCAACUGGGACUUGAUUGGUCGAAAAGAAGUGCCUAAACAACAAGCUGCUUACCGCAACCUCGGUCAGAACCUGUGGGGGCCCCACCGGUACGGGUGCCUGUCGGGGGUCCGGGUGCGGACAGUGGUUUCGGGGUCGUGCGCUGCCCACAGCCUCCUCAUCACCACAGAAGGGAAGCUGUGGAGCUGGGGGCGAAAUGAGAAGGGGCAGCUGGGCCAUGGCGACACCAAGAGAGUUGAAGCCCCCAGACUCAUCGAGGGGCUCAGCCACGAGGUGAUCGUGUCUGCGGCGUGUGGGAGGAACCACACCUUGGCCUUGACAGAAACGGGCUCCGUGUUUGCGUUUGGAGAGAACAAGAUGGGGCAGCUGGGCCUCGGCAACCAGACAGACGCCGUCCCCAGCCCCGCACAGAUAAUGUACAACGGCCAGCCAAUUACCAAAAUGGCCUGUGGGGCUGAAUUCAGUAUGAUAAUGGACUGCAAAGGAAACCUCUAUUCCUUUGGGUGCCCUGAAUAUGGUCAGCUGGGACACAACUCGGACGGCAAGUUCAUUGCCCGGGCGCAGCGGAUAGAGUAUGACUGCGAGCUGGUGCCCCGGCGCGUGGCCAUCUUCAUCGAGAAGACAAAAGACGGCCAGAUCUUGCCCGUCCCGAAUGUGGUGGUGCGGGACGUGGCCUGUGGCGCUAACCACACGCUGGUCCUGGACUCCCAGAAGCGGGUCUUCUCCUGGGGCUUCGGUGGCUACGGCCGGCUGGGCCACGCUGAGCAGAAGGAUGAGAUGGUCCCCCGCCUGGUGAAGCUGUUCGACUUCCCGGGGCGUGGGGCGUCCCAGAUCUACGCUGGCUACACCUGUUCCUUCGCUGUCAGUGAAGUAGGUGGUCUGUUUUUCUGGGGGGCCACCAACACGUCCCGGGAGUCCACCAUGUACCCGAAGGCUGUGCAGGACCUCUGUGGCUGGAGAAUCCGGAGCCUGGCUUGUGGGAAGAGCAGCAUCAUCGUGGCUGCGGACGAGAGCACGAUCAGCUGGGGCCCCUCGCCGACCUUCGGGGAGCUGGGCUACGGGGACCACAAGCCAAAGUCUUCCACGGCAGCUCAGGAGGUGAAGACGCUUGACGGCAUCUUCACAGAGCAGGUAGCCAUGGGUUACUCACACUCCUUGGUGAUCGCAAGAGACGAAAGUGAGGUGGAGAAGGAGAAGAUCAGGAAACUGCCAGAGUACAACCCUCGGACCCUCUGACGCCCUGGAGCCCCCCGCUCCACACCUCUCGCGGCAGCUGUCAUGUCCACGUGCACUGGGACGGGAAGUCAAGCGAGGAAUUUCAGAAGCAAAAGUUGACCGAAGGUGCAUUUCUGUUAGACUCCCUGAGGUUCCGUUUUAUAAGUGAUUCAACGCCAACUACCUUUUCUGUAUGCUUUCCAAAGUGGUUUUUUUUUUUUUACCCCUUCUUCAUGUUUAAUUAAAAUAUUUGCUCAUAGUUGACUUACCAUUCCUACAAAAGAGGCAGAAACUUUGAGCAAUCUAGGCUUUUUUUUAGGUUCCCCCUCCCCCGCCCCGUACCCUUCUCAGAAACACCCCUUUCCAUUGUGGUGAGCAUUGUGAGCCCAGCGGGUGCUGCCUGGGACAGGUCUCUACGUGCUUUGGGAGCGGCAGCACCGUUCCUGGGGGUCCGUCUCAGACAACGCGGCCCCCGUGUGCUCCGCAGCACCCAGCUCGCUGCCUUCCCGCUUUUCCUUCUAGACCGGCCACAUGUGCUCUGCUCCUCCCCCUGGCUGCCUGUAAGCCCCGUCGCCUUUUGGCUGUGACAUUAAUAGAACCUGCCAUUUUCCCCCCUGGUGGGGGCUUGUGGAUCUCUGUUUAGCCAUUUUUAUCUACUUUAGCUGUCAAAGAAGUCCAAAUGAAAAUCAGGUGAUCACGGAACCAGUGGGGACUUGGGGGGUGGACAGACGUGGCUGCAGAUCUGGUUCGAAGGCGCCCGUGAGCCGGGGUCGCCUCGCCAGCACCCGCCGUCAGAGACUGACCAGCAGGACACUGCGUUUUGGAGUCUCCGCAGGGGAGGAGCGUCCUCUGUGUCCCGGCCUUUGUUGCCUUCGUGUUUCUGUCUUUAUCCUGAGCCCCUGGCUGGGUCCCGCCUGUUUCCGAGGCCCGGGUUCCUGCUCCACAAACCCAACUCUCUAGUCACAUUUGCUUGGCUGUGCUACCAAAUAGUUGGGAUCGUGGAAGAAGUCCCCUUCCCUGAGUCAGCGCAGAGGCUGUGACCGGCUCCCCGCAAGUGCCCUGUGCACCAGCAUGUCCCUGGCGCUGCCUGAGUUACGAGGUGCCUUUCCCGGAACCCUCCUCUUGCUCGGACCCGAGAGAGGCGGCAGCCGUGGCCAGGUUCUUGGUCUCGAGAGGGUCUGGACUGGUUUGGGUGCUUUAAAAUAGCUGUUUAGGUCAGUGGUGCUUGUGGCAGAGACGGGGGAGAGGUGCAGUGUGAGACUGGGUGGAUGGGAAAGUUCAAUAUUGGUCUUUUUUUGUUAUUAUUUUUUUUGCUUCGCUCGUUACCGUUUUUGUCUCGAUGUUAAAAUGCCAAAAAUGACUAGUCGUUGCUUUUCCUCUCCUCGUCCCUACCGCCCCGCCGCUCCCGACGGCGGCGCCCUCCUGCACAGGGCAUGUGGCAGCGCCUGUCCCGGCCAGUCCUGAGGCCUCAUGGCAGGAGGCCGGCCUGCAUCUUUGCUGAGGUUUAGUCUGACUUCAUGCUUGUCUCUGCUGUCUGUGUUUAUAGUCCAGGGGAGAAGCUUCUGCAACUUCAGAGCUUCUGCUAAACUAACCUGAUUUGUCCAAAUCACCCUCUAACCACCAUCUCUCACUCAAGCUUCCCCGCGUAGAGCCCCUUGGUUUCCCGCGACAGAGCUCUUCCUGAAGCGGGCGUGGUAGCCACACUCCUGGACGGUGUGCAGCUCCCUGGGGCUGUGCGCCCACACUGGGGCCCCUGCUGGGGGCUGGAGCAGGAGCAGGAAAGGGACGUCCCCUCCAUCUGAGGCCGCCCUGUUCUCUCCCAGGCACUGCUUGGAGCUCAGAAUUUUAAAAUGAACUUCCUAACCGGGAAACCCUUCAGAACAGGGAGCUGGGAGACAGCGCGGCCUGGGGUGUGGGGUGUGGGGGCCCUUUGGGCCCCAGCUGCGUCUUCCAGCUCAGGAAGGAGACUGGACCAGGAGGCUGAGCGUGAAGGGGAGAACCCAGGAAGAGGUGGUGAUUCGGUUGAAGGUGCCUGGUUUAGUGCUGUAUUGUCUUUUUUUAUAUAUAUAUAUUUCUUGGAGUAAACAUUUGAAAUAAACGGCAUCAUUGUUUGCUC
Messenger RNA from Dama dama (fallow deer), 3795 nucleotides. RefSeq names its product regulator of chromosome condensation 2 (gene RCC2). Bases 138 to 1700 code for a protein of 520 amino acids. The record is from RefSeq and is a predicted model, not a curated record. The transcript is spliced from 13 exons. NCBI's taxonomy places the organism in Eukaryota, Metazoa, Chordata, Mammalia, Artiodactyla, Cervidae.